GCCCAAUAUGAACAACUCUCACUGGCCUCUUUCACCUCUCACAACAUGGAUUUCAACGUGAGGAAACUCGCUACAGAUGCUGGAAUAUUCUUCUCUCGGGCUGUGCAGUUUACAGAGGAGAAACUGGGCCAGGCAGAAAAGACAGAGUUGGAUGCUCACUUUGAGAAUCUGCUGUCGAGAGCUGACUGCACCAAAAACUGGACAGAGAAAAUCUACAGACAGACUGAAGUUCUGCUUCAGCCAAACCCUGGUGCACGCAUCGAAGAGUUCUUGUAUGAAAAGCUUGACCGGAAAGUUCCACCUCGGGCCACUAAUGGAGAGAUAUUAGGGCAGUAUAUGCUGGAGGCAGCGAAGGAGUUUGGAGCAGAAACCUCGUAUGGGAGCACCUUAAUCCAAGUGGGCGACUGCCAGAGGAGGCUGGGCGGUGCUGAGAGAGAGUUUCUGCAGAGCUCAUCCAUCAGUUUCCUCACACCCCUGCGGAACUUCCUGGAGGGCGACUGGAGGACCAUCUCGAAAGAGCGGAGACUCUUAGAGAAUCGUCGGUUGGAUCUGGAUGCUUGUAAAGCCCGACUGAAGAAAGCCAAAGCAGCGGAAGCUAAAGCAGCUGCUGUGCCAGACUUCCAAGAGACCAGACCGCGUAAUUAUGUGCUUUCUGCCAGCGCGUCUGCGCUGUGGAAUGAGGAGCUUGAUAAAGCAGAGCACGAACUGCGUGUUGCGCAGACAGAGUUUGACAGACAGGCAGAGGUCACGCGACUGCUCCUAGAAGGCAUCAGCAGCACACACGUGAAUCAUCUGCGCUGUCUGUGUGAGUUUGUGGAAGCGCAGGCGGUGUAUUACAAACAGUGUCAUCAGUACAUGCAGGAGCUGCAGAGAGAGCUGGGCAGUUCCAGUGGAGAUGUCCCGUCUGCUGUCAUGCCGCUAAAUUCGCAGACUCCACUGGAAACAGAUGUUCUGCAGAUCGAGGAGGUUCAGCCACCUGCCAGCGGCACGCGCAAUGCCAAAGUUCUGUAUGACUACGACGCCGCAGAUUCCAGCGAGCUCUCACUGCGGGCUGAUGAGCUGAUUACGGUGUACACAGUGCCUGGAAUGGACUCUGAUUGGCUGAUUGGAGAAAAAGGAAACCAGAAGGGAAAGGUGCCUGUUACAUAUCUGGAGCUGUUGAGCUAAAGAGGCCACACACACACACACACACACAUACACACAUACAUACACACAUACACAUACACAUACAGUGAUGUCUGUCUGCUUAAAAAGGUACGUUUAUUGAAAAUCAAACUACCAAUUGUGUGUUUACAUGCAUGCCAGGGAAUAAUAGUUGUCUGGGCUUAAUAUUUUCUCCUCGGUUUUAUUUUUAAUAUUACAAUGAUGUCAUAAUGUCUCUACAAGGCUGACAUGAAUUGAUUUUGCAAAAAGCUCAUCGAUAUCGACAUGUUGAGUGGAAAUCAGACCGUACUGAUCUCAUUAAUACCAAGGUAUUAGCCAUUCAGGUUUAUAGAACAUUCAUAGAAAUGUUUUUCUUUUCUUUUAGCGAUUACAUUAAAAUGUAUACUAUUGCAUUUCAGACUUAUAUUAAAUCACACGAAUGUUCUCUGGGGCACGAAAGCCAACCCUCAUAAUUAACAGUUCAUUCACAAAUGCUUGAAACAUCCACUCAUUAUGGAAAGAUGUAAAUAUUUGACUGGCUUUUGCACUAGAAGCUUCUAUUAAUAUGCCUUCCAUUUACAGAAUACAGAUCUUUAGUCAGGUUCUCCUGAAAUUAGAAGCUUGAUAUUAAACGUUCAAAGGUAAUCUAUGCCGUUUAACCGCUUACAUACUUGUUUCCUUGAAGACACUCGUAAAGCCUAAAUUACACACUGCCUUAACAACAUCUUAUAUAGACGACUCAUAAAUCAGUGCAAAUAUUGUCUACACAAGCAGCAUCACUGUUGUUUCCCUUUCACAGCCUUUUACAGAAUAACGUCCCUUGAGGUAAACAUAUUUCUAAUAUUACCAGUCACAGAAUGAUGGAAACCGGAAUAUGAAUGUCAUUCCAGCCUUAAAUUCAUCAUGGAUAAAACAUUGUUUUUCCUGUAUGAAGAACCUGACAGUGCAUCAGUUCCUGCUCUUUUCUCUCAGAGCUUUAAAAGCCAUUAAAAGAAGCAAAGAAGUGGAGAAACCUCAAAACAACUUGUCAAAUAAUUUACAGAUAUCUGGAGGAUAUGUACUGUAUGUGUUUUUGCCACAUUCCAAUGUUCUUUUAAACCUCGUCUUCUGUUUUAAACUAGUUUUGAGUAUUUUAAUGCACGUUUGCUCUCGGUUCAAAAAACUAUACUUGACUGGACUAUUUAAAUGCGUUAGCACCCCCUGUUUUGUUGUAUGAGAUAGCAGUAAUAUUUAUUUAUCACUGAAAAUGUGUUUUCUCUGUUUUGAACGUUUAUAAGCUGUCUGCGCCGUCAUUGGUGCAUAGGACAACCCUUUUUUGUUUUUGUUUUUUAGCUUGUAAAAUCACUUGAUGCUUAAUGUUUUUGAGUGCCAAAGUGCAGCUAAAGAUUAUUUAGAUGUUGUGUUCAUUGUGCAUUAUUUAAUGUGUUUAUUUAACUGUUUUUAUUCUUGUAUUUUAAAUUAUUAUAGUUUAUGUAUAAUGGCCAAAAAUUGACCUCAUGAAAAAACAACCCACAUAAGCAAACAUUUUGAAAGUAAAACAUUUUCCAUUAACCAUGUUCAGAAUGGAAUACUAGCAUACUACUUACUGAAUACUGCGCUUUAUACACUACUGCCUACUAUUUUUGAAAAAUAGUAUGUGAAACAGUAGGCAUUAUGCAACAAUUUGCAAAGAGUACGCUACAUUCUCUCUCUUUAAAUAAUUAAGAUUUACGCAUUUCAAUUUCAUAAACUUCUAUCAAAUUGAAUUGAGUAAUAUUUUAUAAAAUAGAAUAAAAAAACUAAAUAUUUUAUUUUCCAUUAAUUUAAUUUAGUUAAACACUACACAAUUCAAUUUGAUGGAAUUUUGUAAUGAAAUUGAAAUGUGUAAAUUAAAGACACUAAAAUGUUAGUGUUGUUGUCACAUGCCAUCCAGUUAUCAUCUUGGGAAUAAAUAGGGAUAUUUUGCAUUUUAUUUCAAUUUUGUGGAAUUAUGUCUUCACAUUUUGCCGUCCGAUCAAAUAAUGAGUCAAGAUAAAGAUUUCUGUAAUUAUAUCUGGUUUAUUCGUCACAAGUUGACCACUUUGCAUUGUCAUAUAUAUGCUAUUUAUACUACAUAAAUAGUAUGAGUAGUAGUGUAGUAUUCUAUUCUGAGCAUAGCUCUUGUUUUUGAGAGAAGACUCUUCUGCCGGUCUGCAGUGUCAAUAUCUGUUGGUCAAUUGUGUAUGUUUUCCCUGCUGUCUAUUACUCUUCAGUGUAUUUAUUGGCGGCUCUCCAAGCCAUGCGGAGAGAUUCAAGCUUAAUACAAUAUAAUAAAAGUCAUCUUUAUCGACAUAUAA
This is a messenger RNA of Myxocyprinus asiaticus (Chinese sucker), 3458 nucleotides long. It is a transcript of the gene sh3glb2a, whose product is annotated as SH3-domain GRB2-like endophilin B2a. Gene Ontology annotation, cellular component: membrane; cytoplasm. Gene Ontology annotation, biological process: membrane organization. NCBI's taxonomy places the organism in Eukaryota, Metazoa, Chordata, Actinopteri, Cypriniformes, Catostomidae. The coding region runs from base 46 to 1167 and encodes 373 amino acids. The record is from RefSeq and is a predicted model, not a curated record. Gene Ontology annotation, molecular function: protein binding. The transcript has 12 exons.